CAACCAACUUUCAUCAACCAACAUCCAUCAGCCAACAUCCAUCACCAGCCCACAUCGUUCUGUCCAACAAUCAUGCCAUCUCUUUUUGACAACCGGGAUGAGGAAAGCUCUGGGCCCAUGCCUUAUGGUUACAAGGUAACUUGCCGGGCUCUCCGCCGGGACAAGAUCCGAGCCGCCAGAUUCUUUCAAGACCAGCUGCGAAAAAGCAUCAAGUUCCGGGACUGGUCUUUCACCCGAGAGCGGUUUGCUUGCUAGAUACACACAGACCUCGGUGUCCUGCACCAAUAUGUGGAUAGAAUCAGAGCUUGCCCAAACAUGGUGAGCAAGGAAUCCGAGUUCAGCCAGGUGGUGCAAUAUCUUGAAUUUUACGCUCUUGCGGUGAGGAAGUGCCUAGAAGCCACACAUGGCGAUCCUGCGCUCCCCCCGACUCCGGAGUCCCCUAGCGAUCUACUGAGAACACACAUCAUUCCGCCAAACUACUUCGUCAAUGACCAACCACCAAAAUUCCAGGCCGGGCUCCUUAACCUCCUCCAAAUGGCUGCUUUCCCCGCUCAGUUUGCGGGCAGGUAUAGCCUUUUGAGAGAAUACGCUCAACUCAAUUUCAACACCAGUACGAUGAAUUGGGAGUUCUUCCACCUGCACGAAGACUGGAACCUGUUUGAUCUGCCCCGAGACAUGCAGACGCUGUGGAAAACCCAUCGUUUCGCGCUGGAGUGUCUUGGUGAGACUGCCCGCUGUCCACGGAAUCCCGCCAUCGUUUUCGUCAAGCUUCGGCUUCACUGGUUACCGGAGGGCAGCUCUAUGCCCAGUGACGCCGUCAUUAAUCUGGCUGACGAAGACAUUCUGGAAAUGAUGAAUCUGGAGCAUUACGAGGAAGACACGUCUAGGUCUAAGGAUGGGUUCGAGGUGAUGUCGAAGCCUAUAUAUCCUGAUCAUGAGGAUGGUUUUGAGGACGAUGGGUUUGAGGGUUUGCGGCCUCUAUACAAGACGGGGGAUGUCUAUUGCCUGCCUGUACCGAGAGAACAAGUCCUAAGGGUCCAGCAGGCUUUUGACCUUCAAUGGCAUCUCAGAGAGGCUGGGUUCAUGGCUGGAAUCAAGUGUGCAUGAUGGGAGGUUUGAUAUCAUAUUAACGAGCGAUUGGGAAAAGA
Podospora pseudocomata is the source of this 1148-nucleotide messenger RNA. RefSeq lists its product as uncharacterized. Lineage: Eukaryota; Fungi; Ascomycota; Sordariomycetes; Sordariales; Podosporaceae. The transcript is spliced from 2 exons. The record is from RefSeq and is a predicted model, not a curated record. The coding region runs from base 316 to 1107 and encodes 263 amino acids.